GUUUCUGGUCAUUUUUGUACUUCAUUGGUUUCUGCUACCUGACCAACAAGUGGAGCAGUGCACCAACCCCUCCCUAUGGUGUCAACAACAUGCAAGCUGCCAUUGCCUUCAGCUUCUUUGCCAUCUUUCCCUGGGCUGCAGCAGCUUACCUAGCCUUCAUGAGGUAUAAGCAAGGGGCCGACCAGGCCUUUGCCCCAAGUUAUGAGGCUGAUCCAACCAACAUGGGAGGCUACAACAGCUACCCUGAUGCCACAGAUCCUGAGGGUGGCUAUUCGCAACCUCCGUUCACUGGCCAACCAGGCCAACCACCCCAGUCAGGUAUGCAGCAGGCACCCCAUACUAGGCCACCAAGGUGCGUGCGCACUUUCUUUGUGGCGCAACUAGUCAGUCUAAAACACUAGUCGGCACCGCUCUGCUGGAUAGCACCGUCACUCUCCCCCUCCCCCUCCCCUCAUGCCGCAAGCAACCCAAGUAUUUCAGGUCUCCUUCUGGUAGCAGCAUACCUUAGGGGGGCUGGGUCAUCCAGGGAACAUCGAAAGGCAGAAAAGAAAUGUCUACACAAUGCUGAUGUCAAUGAAGAGUCCUAGAACAAGUAAAAUAUAAUUUCUAAGGAGAUUUUUGAAGGCCUGGGGGAGGAACAUGUGUAAAGAUAAAUGAUAAUGAUAAUGAUAGUAAUGAAACUUAAACAAAUGACAAUAGAGGUCAGUUCACCUACCUUCCAAGACACAACUUUCACAAGAAGGGCCCUUUCAGUUACAAAAAUUGUCAGAGGAUGCUUAGCUACCUCAUGGUUUAAUCAAUUUUUCAGCAUUGAUAUCCUUAAUAUUAAAGUAUUUCAUUACAGGUAGACUAGGAAUCGUUUAUUUCUUGUAAAUAUUGAUGACACAUUUUACCCUUAAAGCAGUUGCAAAGUGUUUUCUAUGUCCUGAUAAAUUGAGAGUACCAUGCGUCUGUCUUUGAAUGUAGAUGAUGUUAGGCA
Molecule: messenger RNA, 979 nt
Organism: Penaeus monodon (black tiger shrimp)
Lineage: Eukaryota; Metazoa; Arthropoda; Malacostraca; Decapoda; Penaeidae
Gene: Syngr
Product: synaptogyrin-like
Cellular component (GO): synaptic vesicle membrane; neuromuscular junction
Source: RefSeq, a predicted model, not a curated record